AUGAUUCCCACCGCCAUUACGCACAUGGCGACGCCGCUACUCGAUUCCGUCUCGGCUCUCAAGCCGGAUCCAGAGGUCUCUAUUCCGAUCACUGUUAUUCCGACUCCACCGCCCAUAUCCGCGCCCCAAGAAGAGCCUGUGAUAUUGGUCCCCGCGCACGUCGGCACGGUCGCUAUCGUCCACGGCGAAAACCAGGGUCAUAUCGUACAGCUAGCUGCUGAGGUUCUGGGCAAGCCGUGGACAACGGAGACACGCGCGCGCAAUGCUGUGCUGGGAGUGCUGGCGCGUGACUUGGCGAGCUUGCAGGAUCGAUCUUCUAUAGUCCUGGUCAACACGCACUGCGUUGGAGAUGGGACGGCGCCAGAUGAUGCGCUGACGGAGAGCUGUGACUAUGAGUUUCUAUAUUCGCAGAGUCCGUUCUUGCGCCGGGACCUUUCGCGAUUCUUGUCUUUGGUUCUUGGUCAGACGAGGCCGCAUGAUGAUUUGCGUACGAAAACCAGAACCAAUUUUAUUUCGACUACCUUCCCGGAUGUGCAUGCUGCUUUGCCAAAUUUGGAUAUCUUGUCUGUUGGUUCGGAUGCUGUGGAGAUUCGUGUGGAUUUGCUCGUUGAGCCUGGGGAGGGUGCUCCUCCUGUUCCGAGUUUGAAGUAUGUUGGGCAGCAGUUGAUGCUACUCAGACAACAUACUGAGUUGCCUAUUAUUUUUACUGCAAGGUGUACAAGGGAGAACGGAAAGUUCCCCGUUGAUGACCCCAUGUUAUCUUAUAAGUAUCUCCGGCGAGCGAUUCAGUGGGGAGUGGAGUAUAUUGAUGUUGAAGUAUGGCUACCGGAAGAGAUCAGACGCAGUCUUUUUGAGAAGAAGGGUCACAGCAUGAUCCUCUCUGCGUUCCACGAUUUUUCUGGGAACUGGAAAUGGACAUCCGAAGAAGCCCACCGCAUCUUCACCGAAAGCGCGAAAUAUGCCGACAUCGUCAAAAUGAUCGCCAUGGUUCACACCAUCGAGGAGAACUAUGAGCUAGAAUACUUCCGCUCAACCAUCAAAAGCCGUGGCUCUGGUCCUCUCCUCUCAGCAGUCAACAUGGGCCAAAUGGGUCAGUUAUCCAGAGCUCUGAACACAGUCUUCUCACCAAUAACACACCCCCUCCUGCCAAUGAUCGCUGCGCCAGGCCAGCUCAGCGCAGCUGAGAUCAAUGAAGCCAUGCAUAUAAUGGGUCAGCUACCCAAGCGUGAUAUCUACGCAAUUGGCUCAUUCCGUCCAACACCACACUCAAUGUUCAUGGAAAAAUGUUUUAAUGAGCUCGGCCUCCCGCACAGCCUCACCUCAAUCGACCGAGGCCUCAAAGGCUCCAUGGAAUCCAUCCUCUCUCAUUCGAACUUUGGCGGCGCCUACGUGAAUCCUCCUGUCACGAGCACCACCUCUUAUAUCCCCGCAGUGAGCGAGGCCGCACGCGCCAUCGGCCUCGUAGACACCAUCGCGAUGAUCGGUGACGCCGGAGCCACAUCGCGGUUUAUCGGUGAAAAUGCCGCUUGGAAGGGCAUUCGCGCGACUCUCACGCGCGAAUACGUGCCUUCGGCUUACAGCACCCGUGCAGCAAUCAUUCUCGCUGGCUCCGAGGCGGAUGCCUCGCCCGCUAUCUUUGCGCUGCGCUCCCUGGAUGUUGGCACUAUUUACACAGUCGGCUUCAAAGCGUCUGGACCCUUGUCCGCAGACCUGGAGCCUUUUACAUCUAUCCAAUCCGUCAAGCUGGUGGAACAGCCCUUUGUCAUCGUCUCUGCACUACCACCCGAGAAAUCACUGCUUGUCCAGCCAUUGCUGAGACAUUAUGGCGCGAAUGGUCGGUCAUCGCCAACUUCCCGCGGCAGGGUUUACCUCGAUCUCACCAACGGGCCAAGGAAGGGUGAUCCCCUGGCUGUUGCUAGUGGGGCUGGGUGGACGGCGUAUGGGGCUGAGGACGUUAGCGCCUGGACGACAGUUGAAACGCUGAGACUGCUCGUUGGGCAGAAUGUGCCGUUUGACUUUGUACGUAUGGCGUCUGGGAGACCUCUCUUCUAA
This is a messenger RNA of Penicillium brevicompactum, 2052 nucleotides long. RefSeq names its product type I 3-dehydroquinate dehydratase. The record is from RefSeq and is a predicted model, not a curated record. Bases 1 to 2052 code for a protein of 683 amino acids. Lineage: Eukaryota; Fungi; Ascomycota; Eurotiomycetes; Eurotiales; Aspergillaceae. The transcript has a single exon. Gene Ontology annotation, molecular function: 3-dehydroquinate dehydratase activity.